Monosiga brevicollis MX1 is the source of this 3708-nucleotide messenger RNA. RefSeq lists its product as uncharacterized. The transcript is spliced from 8 exons. Bases 1 to 3708 code for a protein of 1235 amino acids. Lineage: Eukaryota; Choanoflagellata; Craspedida; Salpingoecidae. Gene Ontology annotation, biological process: protein phosphorylation. Gene Ontology annotation, molecular function: ATP binding; protein kinase activity; protein binding. The record is from RefSeq and is a predicted model, not a curated record.
AUGGGGUGCGUGACGGCUGCGGCCGUGCUGGUGACCCUGAGCGCCCUCUGCAGCGUUGUGCAUGGAAGCCUUGUGUGGACCUCGGAUGUGACCAUGGUUCCCUCCGCGCCGGGCAGGCGUGUGCACCACGUGAUUGUGUAUCGCGAUGCCCCUGGAACCGUGAACAAUCGGAGCGAUCCCGAGGUCCUGCUGGUAGGGGGCAUGGUCGCAUUGGACACGCCCCAAGAUGAGGUCAUGUCGAACCAGUCCAUCUUUUUUGCGUACAUGAGCACCUACUACGCCUUUGAUGGUGUUCUUUGGCGUUAUCUGCCUUCGGCUGGAUCCUGGCAGGCCGUGGCCGUUGACACGACUUGCAAUCAUUUGUGCCGCGUUGGUCACCAAGCGGUUCUAAGCCCCGCGGACUACAAGACAGACAGCCCCGUGCCCGAUUAUGCCCUCAGAAACACCGUCCUAUACGUUAUGGGCGGAUUUGCCCUCAACCUCACCAUCGACCGCUUCGCUCUAGUCGACCACAUUGGCUAUUUGUCCGCCAGCUCCACCAACUCCAGUCGUUUAGACGUCGAUCUCCACUACGACGGGCCGGACCGCCUGCGCCCCUUUGCUUGGGCGGCCCGCGCCACCCUCAACACCACCACCUGGGUUUUGGCUGGUGGUAUGACCUUUGAGGGUUGUUACCGCUCCGGUGACGGUGCUUGCCAUGACAGCCGCGACGCGCAAAUGGAGAAUCUGGAUGCAGUCUGGUUGUUCCAAACCACCAGCUCUCCCACCACCCUGCUCAUUCGGCGUCUUGAUGCUGCCAAUUUUCCGGCCGCCAGCUUUAGCAAUAUCGUGGCAUUUGACACCUCCAACCUCUACUUUCUUGGUGGUAUCAACUUUACCGGACCCUUUGACAGUCUCUCCUUCACGGGUUUUGAUGCUCAAAUGGACCACGUCUACCAUCUUCAAUUAAAUGAUGCCGGCACUACGGCCAACGUCACCAAGCUGCCCAACCCGUCAAGCGGCCCUCCGUUUGGUGUUAUCAACGUGUUUUCCUGUGCCAUUCCCAUUGCUGACAACGAGUUUGUUGUUCUCAGCGGUUUUGGGGAGGGCAUGCAGUUUCGCUCUAGCGUUGCCAGCUUUAACACCGAAACGCAUGCAUGGCGUACCUGGGCAACCACUCAGAGUGGAGCUGCGGCCAUGACACGCGGCUACAGCGCUUGCUUCAAAAUUCAGGACAACAUUUUCGAGUAUGGCGGACAAGUAGGCUCAAAAGCUCUGGAAUCCAUCACUCUCUUCAUGCCCAACAGCAACGAGUGGUGGGAACUUGUCAAUACUCAGUCGCCUACCACUCGGCGCUUUGCGGGUACCGCCACCACGCACAUGCUGGGCUAUCCCGCACUCAUCACCACUGGCGGCGCGGCGGCGGGCUUAUACUUUUCUGACAUGUAUCUCAUGCUCGAUGCCAAUGUCAGCGGGUAUCACUGGUACUUUCAGCCCACCAGCGCCAACAUGACGCGGCGCUCAGGCCAUGCCAUGUCCCUGGACGGUGACAACAUUUUUAUUCACUUUGGGCUGACCUAUGAUGGUAGCUCUUCAGAAACCAUUCUCAACGAGCUCUACUAUGGCAACAUGAAAGUUUUGUCCUGUCCCUGCCCACCCCCCCGGGCGUUUGUCAUGUCAGCCACCCACCCCACUGAGCCCGUGUUUUACGUGUACGGUGGCGCCGACUACCGCGCCUUUGGCGGCGUCAUCGACCUCAGCUAUCCGAUGCUGCGCGACUCCUUCUGGAAGUUUGACAUGCGAACACAAAUCUGGACCGAUUUGACCAACUACUCGGCAGGGGACUAUCCUCCGCCGUCCUUUUUUGGCAACGCUGAAUGGACCAUGGUGCAGGGCAAGCCCGUGUUUGUCAUGGUGCUUGGAUUGACUACUUCGCGACCCAACGUGGAGAAGCCCGUGUUCAUCAACACACUCACCAUUUCUUCCGAUGUUUACCUCUGGGAUACGCGGCGCUGGACGCACCUGCAAGCAGCGCAAGGCCCCGCGUCCUUGUCUCAGGUGCACCUCUCGGCGCGCUGGGCGCGGUCCAUGACCCGACUCUCCGAUCAGGAGACACUUGUCAUUUACGGUGGCGCCAUAACCCAGUACAAUACGAGUACGGAAGAAAGCGAGCCUAGCAACGAUGCCUUCCUCCUGUGGCUGGCCAACACGACCCACUAUUUCGCACAAACUUGUAAUUUUUCUAACCCUCCUGCGCGAUACGGGCAUACCGCCUUUUUGAACAGCGAGGAUCGGCUGCUCCUGAUUGGUGGCAGUGACCUGAACGAGCAAUCUGGAUUGGCCUUUGAGCUCGAGCUCUCCUGCGACGUCGGCACCAAGCAAAACGGAAGUUUUGGUCACGCUGCCUGUGCCCUCUGCCCUAUUGGCGCAUACAAUUCCGUGCCUGGUGCCAGCGAUUGCACAGCUUGUCCAAAUGACACCACGACAAUAUUCGCGGGCUCGAUCAGCGAUCGUAAUUGCUCGCUGUGCGUAGACGGGCGAAAGUUUUGUUCUGCCAAUGGAGAGUGUGAGGUAGAUCUGACGACCUUUGAGCGGCGCUGCAAAUGCGAGCUGGGGUUUUCGGGCACACACUGCGAGGUCCCCUUCUUGAAGGUGAUUGCGUACGUGUGCUUUGGCCUGCUGGUGCUCUCUGGGUCACUGUUUUGCUUCUUCCGCAAAAAAAUCCGUCAAGCUCGUCAACGCGAUGGUCUUCGCCAACUCCUAUUGGAUGAAAAAGAGCAAGAGCUUACGGUCAAGCAGCAACAGCUCGAGGAGCUCGAACGCGCGCUCACCGUUCAGAUGGAUGAGCUGACGUUUGUGCGUCGCAUUGACAAGGAGGCACCGGGCGCUUUUGGUGAGGUGUGGCUGUGUCGCUUCAACGAUAUUGACGUGGCAGUCAAGCGACUCAAGGGCCAUCUGGCGGACAUGGACCCAAGCCUCAACGAAGAAUUUUUGAACGAGAUCAAGUUUAUGCGCACGCUUCGCCACCCCAACAUUGUCUACUUCUUUGGCGCGGGUGUCCAUGAGGAGCAGUCCUUUUUGGUGUUGGAGUACAUGGGCCGCGGCUCAUUGACCAAGACGCUGGACAACGAGAGCAUCGAUCUACCGUGGUCUCGCCGCAUUGCAUUUGCCCGAGAUGCCGCAGCAGGCAUGGCUUUUCUGCAUGCAUUGUCCCCGCCGCGCAUCCAUCGCGAUUUGAAGAGCCCGAAUCUUUUGAUCAGCCAGGGCUGGACCCUGAAGGUGGCCGACUUUGGUACGGCCAAGCUCGCAUCACUCGUGAGCAACCAGGAGGGCAACUUUCUGGAGAGCAACAGCGAUGCCAUCAGCGACAUGACCAUGACCAAAGGUGUGGGAACACUUCUUUGGACGUCGCCGGAAACAUUAUCGGGUGGUCAUUACUCGCUUCCUGCAGACGUCUACUCGUUUGCGAUUGUCAUGUGGGAAAUUGCCACGCGUAAAUUGCCUUGGAGCGAGUUGACGCGCUCCUGGGAUGUUGCAGCGGCCGUGGAAGAGGGGCGGCGCCCCACGGUCCCUGCUGUACCUGUCAAAGCGUUUACGGAUCUCAUGCAGGCGUGCUGGGAUCAAGAGCCCUCAGCGCGACCCACGUUUGCGCAGGCCGAGGCGAUGCUGAAGCAAAUUUCUGCUGAGUCAGAUGUCAACAGCCAAGAAUCUUUUGAAGCCGAAGCAUGA